UGUAACUGCAAGCAUCUAUCAUCUGCAUGUUUUAUGAUUGUGAUUGUAUACAAUUGUUUUGCAAUCUUUUCUGAAAUUUUUGAUUAGGUGUGGCUUACAGCCUUGAGCUGUAGUUAAUGAGGUGAAAAUUAUUUUCCUCUCGAUUAUGAGAUGAUUUCUUUUUCCCUGUUUCCGCCAUAUCUCACAAUAUUUAACUUUUUAUCAGUGUGCUUGUAUUGCUCAAAUUUGUUUUGGAUUAUGUCAUUCAAUUGACAUGUCAAAUUCGCAAUAUGCAGAUUGUGGUCGUUCUGUUUCCGAUGGAGAUUUGGCCGACGUAAGUCAGAAAAAAAGACAUUCCUCUGGACGAAGCGAUGCACUCAAUGGAAGUAUUGAUAAACAAGUAUUCUUUACUUUACCCCGAUGGAUGAGUGUCAGAAAAAAACGCAGUCGAAUCAAAUAUAUUAAAGUUGACGUGCCUUUUACUUCUGAAAACCAUCGAAAUCAAUAUGGCAAGGGUGAUGAUUUUUCCAAAUCAUAUGUUCAAGACAAAAAAUCAAACAGUUUUAUUCGAAAAUUCUUUCGGAGCAGUUCAUUUUUUACCAGUGAAAGCUCCCAAAAGAGUUCCAGAUCCAUUCCACGAACUCCUACAUUUCCUGCAAUGUCAACAUCCAAUUCGGAUAUUAGAAACUGCAAUGAUUUUGCAUUCUAUUCAUUUGAUUAUCACGAAUAUUUUAAAAAUAAGAAUCCUGCUGUUUGUGGCAUAAAAAAUCAUGGAAAUACUUGUUUCAUGAAUGCUGUUAUUCAGUGCUUAAGUAAUACUGAUUCCUUUGCUGAAUAUUUUGUUUUGGGUAAUUUUAAAAUGGAUUUGCUUCGAAGAAAUAAAGCUCAUUCUAAGAAAUAUGGUACUCGGGGUGAGGUGACUGAUCAAUUGGGAACUGUACUUUCCUCUUUGUGGACUUGUCAAUACAUACCUAACAUAUCAAACAAAUUUAAAACUUUAGUUGCCAAAUAUGGAGAUCAGUAUGAUGGGAGUGAUCAACAUGAUGCUCAAGAGUUUUUAUUAUGGUUGUUAGAUAAAGUGCAUGAAGAUUUGAAUAUUGCUCCAAAGCAAAAAUAUAAAAAGUCAAAGGGUAAUCUUGGUCGAUCAGAUGAAGAUAUCGCUGCAGAAACUUUGGCAAAUCACCUAAGAUGUAAUAGUAGCUUCAUACACGACCUCUUUCAGGGCCAGUUUCGUUCAUCACUUUGUUGUUUAGGGUGUGGUCAUUUUAGUAAUACAUUUGACCCGUAUUUGUGUGUUUCCUUACCAGUUCCACAUUACCAAAAGAUUCCAAUUGUCUUAUACAUUGUUAAGAGAAAUGAAGAUAUCAAAAUAGAUAAAGUAGGACUAACUAUUGAAUCCCAAGCAACUGUGUUGGACUUACAAGAAAAACUAAACACAGUUUUUGGUACUCCAGUAAAUAAUGUUAUGAUUGCAGAAAUUGUUGAUGGUAAAUUUGGGAGGACAUUUAACAAUUCAGACCCGGUUUCCUGUUUUGGAGAAAAAGAAAAUAUAUAUGUAAUAGAAACUCCUCUUCCAAACCUUAAUACAAGUGCAGAGCAAGAGAAACUUGUUUUGAUUAUUGUUAAUCAGCUUGAAACAACUGAUGGUUAUAAUAUGUUAUGGAGACCAUUUGUACUAUCUGUUUUAAGGGAAAUUAGCUACUCUGAGCUGGAAAAUGAAAUAUUCAGUGCCAUGAAUUGUGUGUUCAAAGAAAAUUUUAACGUCAACAGUGAAAGUUUUUCUAUAGUUAUUACUGGACAAUCUAUUAGUGAGAAAAUAUGUUCCUCUGUUGAUAUGCCAUUGUAUAUGCCAGCUAUAGAUCAAGCACUUCAACUUAGUUCUGAUGGAAUUCCACACAUUAAACUUUACAUUCAAUGGAAGAAAGAUGUCAAAGACAUGUUACAGUCUGAAUUAUCGUUCAUUGAAGAACACUCAUCUGUUGAAGAAGCGCGUCUUUUUAAGAAAUCUGGUGAUGAAGUUUCUUUAUAUGAGUGCUUUGAUUUGUAUUUUAAUGAAGAAAGGCUUGGAGUAGAAGAUGCAAGAAUGUGCCCAUAUUGUCAUCAUCGCUUACCCUGUGUCAAAACAUUAAGUUUGUGGAGCAUUCCGGAUGUAUUUAUAGUACACCUUAAAAGAUUUAGACAAUCCUCUAGUCAAAGAGUGAAAAAUACAACUGUUGUUAAUUUCCCACUUACUGGAUUAGAUAUGAAUCCAUAUGUGGCUGAAAGAAGCAAUCCAAAUACGCAAGUGCCAAGUAACUCUUUAGCACCAGUAGCGCUGUGGUCGCCCUGGAAACGUUCUCGAUCUCAUUUAUACACUAGAUGGGAAGACAAUGUUUAUGAGCUUUAUGCUGUAUGCAAUCAUCAGGGUAGCAUGCAAGCUGGUCAUUACACUGCUUACUGUAGAAACCCUGUGAGUGGGCAAUGGUAUCUCUAUGAUGAUAUCAAAGUUCAAAAAGUUCCUGUCACAGAAGUUGUUUCUGCUGAUGCUUACAUAUUAUUUUAUCAACGAAGUAGCCUGAGCUCCUUAUCUUGUGCCUCUUCUUCAUCAUCAGGCUAUAGUAGUGCCUCUUCUGCAAACUCUGUGGGACCUGAUCAUUGGGCAUUUCGCAUGUCACCCUUAUUCCGUGACAUGCAAAUGAACACCAAAAGUCAGGAUAACCUAUUUGAUGUUGGCAAAACAUCAUCAUUAGAUCGUAGAAGUUCAUUGCAUCGUCCAUUCAGUCGUUCAUCCAAAGCUUACUCAACAGUUCAUCACAAUGGUUCAAGCACCUUACCUCAUUCUCAUACAAGAACAUUUCCCAAUGCUGAUCAAUCAAGCUCACAAGUAAUCAGUGCAAAUAAAAUUAAAGAAGAAAUACCACCACCUCCUCCUCCUGUAAAGCAUUAUUGGACAGUUACCUCUGUGUAAAUACCCCUACACUUAAUAACAUGAGGUUCUAAUAUUGUAUUCUGGAGAAACGCCUUCAUUUCGAAAAGCAGUAUUAUUUAUAAUUUUCUUUAAUUCUUAGCAAUUUAUACUACAAGUCAAUAGUUUAAAUAUAUCUUGCUAUGAAGCAAAGUAGAAGUUAUUGUUUCAAUAAUUAUUGUGAUUGUUUUACAGAUAGGUUGUAUCAUAUCUUAAUGAAAUAACUCUUUAAUUAGUUUCAUUGUAAGUUAUUUAAAGACUUUUGAUUGUAUUUACUCUAACUACAUAAAUAGUUAGAUAUAUUUUUUAUUAUUUAAA
Parasteatoda tepidariorum (common house spider) is the source of this 3241-nucleotide messenger RNA. Its product is annotated as ubiquitin carboxyl-terminal hydrolase 31. The record is from RefSeq and is a predicted model, not a curated record. NCBI's taxonomy places the organism in Eukaryota, Metazoa, Arthropoda, Arachnida, Araneae, Theridiidae. Gene Ontology annotation, molecular function: cysteine-type deubiquitinase activity. Gene Ontology annotation, biological process: protein deubiquitination.